Molecule: messenger RNA, 2641 nt
Organism: Phalacrocorax carbo (great cormorant)
Lineage: Eukaryota; Metazoa; Chordata; Aves; Suliformes; Phalacrocoracidae
Source: RefSeq, a predicted model, not a curated record
GCGCGGGCAGGGCGCGCAGCCCCGCGAGAGGGACCCGGCGGGGACCCGGGCGCGGGGCGGGCUCUGCUCUAAUACCACUCCCCUGCCCAAUGGGAAGCGCUUCCUACCGAGACCCCCAAGGGUUCCCCCUGCCCAGACAUUGGGCCCGUUCUUGUGUCCCGCUUCCCGAGACGCGAUGGCCGCAGCGUUCGGCGGUUUGGUUUCCUCGCCGAACAAAGGGAGGCAGGCAACUGCCCGUCGCUUUAGGUUUUAAAGAUGAACGGGUAAACUUCUAGAAAGUCGAGCGCGCAGAUCUUCCGCGUGGGACUAACUCGGCGGGCGUUGCACGCACCCGAGGAGGGUAGAUGUGGGCUGUCAGGGAGAAAGCGGGCUAAAAUCUGCUGAGCCGUGGGCAUGAUCUCAGCCCCGGCUGCUCUGCCGCGGGAAGAAACAUAGGCGAAGGAGACUCUGAAACUGCAAAAAGCUCUGGGGAGGAUGGAGAACUCACAGCAACUCAGCAAGCUGGUCGGUUUAAAAGCCAAGCCCAAACUUGGUAUCCCACCAUCUCCCACCCCCAGCCGUUUCCCAGCAGCAGCAGCCGGGCCCAGCAGCCACCUGCUGUCGCAGAUACAGCUUUCUGUAAGCCCUCGCUGCUGGCCCUGGGAAAAUGGAGCCAGCAUCGCUGUGCAACCCCGUUACUGCCCCAUCAGCCUCGAAAAGGGAAAAGCCAGCUACCAGAUUCCCCCCAAACCAGAGGAUGAAAGGAUUCAAGAUGGAGAUGUGGUAGCAAGGCGUCAAGCAACCUUCCUGGAAUGUGUUUCUUCAGGAAGAAAAGAGAUCGCUGCCUUAUUUUAUGGAUGUCACUGAAGUAGACUUUGAGGUUCUUUGGAAGCUCGUCACAAACUUGGCAUGGGAAACCACAGCAACAAUCAUACCUGUUUGACAGAUGAUUCCUUUAAGUACAACUUGUAUGGAGCCGUGUACAGCGUGGUCUUCAUCCUUGGUUUGAUUACUAACUGCGCCUCCCUCUUUGUUUUCUGCUUUCGGAUGAAAAUGCGAAGCGAAACAGCCAUUUUCAUGACAAACCUGGCCGUUUCAGAUUUGCUUUUUGUGUUCACUUUGCCAUUUAAAAUUUUUUAUAAUUUCAACAGGCAUUGGCCUUUCGGAGAUAGCCUGUGCAAGAUUUCUGGUACAGCAUUUCUCACUAACAUCUACGGGAGCAUGCUGUUCCUCACCUGCAUUAGCGUCGACCGUUUCCUGGCUAUCGUCUAUCCCUUCCGAUCUCGCACCAUUAGGACCAGGAGAAAUUCUGCCAUAGUCUGCGCUGGUGUUUGGAUACUGGUCCUCAGCGGUGGAAUUUCAGCGUCAUUGUUCUCCACAACCAACGUUUCCAACACCAGCACAACCUGUUUCGAAGGUUUUUCCAAAAGUAUCUGGAAAACCUAUCUGUCCAAGAUCACUAUAUUUAUUGAAGUGGUAGGAUUCAUAAUUCCUUUGCUACUCAACCUUACAUGCUCCUCUUUAGUUCUCAGGACUCUCCGGAAACCUGCCACCUUGUCUCAGAUCGGGACAAACAAAGAGAAAGUGUUGAAAAUGAUCAUUGUGCACGUGGCCAUUUUUGUCGUGUGCUUUGUGCCUUACAAUUCCAUACUCUUCUUGUACGCGCUUGUGCGGUCCCAAGCGAUAGCAAAUUGCUCCUUGGAGAGGUUUGCGAGGACAAUGUACCCAAUCACAUUGUGCAUCGCAACGAUGAACUGCUGCUUUGACCCGUUCAUCUAUUACUUUACAUCAGAAUCCUUCCAGAAGUCUUUCAACAUAAAACCCCAGAUAAAAAUGGAUUCUUUUUUCAAGACUGAGACACCUCUAACAAAGACCGCACUACCAGCACCGCAGGACGAAAUAACUGACCAGGCUGUUACAAAUGGAGGAGACCCAACAUCUGAAUCGCAUUUUUAGUGGGAUGUUUACACAUGCAGUUAUCCUCCAUUAACUUUCAAUUAAUACCACGUGUGAAAUAGUUGUUCCAGAAUAUGUGGGUUCACCCCUGGUGUUAAUGAAGAAAAGUUGCUGGGGGAUAACUACGUAGGUGACAAAUCCUUAUACUGGGUUGGUGCCUUCAGAUGCAACAGGCGCGCAUGAAAUAUAGAAAUCCCGAUGGAGAUUACAAAUGGGUGACAACGUAUGUACCAACCAAGGAGGGAACAGAACAGCUUCUUUACUCAGAAGAUGCCAACAUUUGGCAUUUUGCCCCCCCAGCAGUUGACAUUGAAUCAGUUGGGAAAUAGAAAAUUUAAUUUUCUUAGCGAUACCUGCCAAUAUUUCAUGCCUCUGGAGAUGCAGCAUCAUGCGUUAACUCAGUAACUUCACACAAUAUGUACAUUUGCUUAAAAAGGCAUAAUAAAAGCUUUUGGAUUUCCUUAUUUCACUGCAAGAGUGUACAUCCUGGUUUUACUAGAUAAAGGUAUGCUGAAUUUAUUGUAUGGAGGUUUUUGAAGUGUAAAUAAUUGUUUUGAAAGCAGGCAAAACAGGUGCUUUGAAGAGAAAAAUAAGAAUAAUUCUUAAUGCAAUUUUGAAAUAAGCUUCAUUUUUUUUUGUCAGAUUAAGCAGUCUUUUUAUUUAUUUGAAAUGCCACCUCUAGGGAAAAGUAAAGAGCUCAUUCCUG